AUGCACCCCAAGUCGCCCAUCAAUAUUGGCGAAAACUUCAUGAAGAGCAUCUACGAAGCGUUGCGUAGUUCCCCACAAUGGAACCAGACACCCUUUAUUGUCACUCGGGAUGAGCAUGGGGGUUUUGCCGCCCACGUAUCCCCACCCACUGGCGUUCCUCCCGGCGAUAGUCUGACCUACACCGAGAAUGCCACCGACGGAAAGAAUUAUACCUUUCUGACUGUCUAUGGAUUCAAAGGGAUGGUACAAAAUAAACCGAGUUCCGAGGGCAACGACUUCACCCACACCUCCAUUCUCAAAUUUGUAUCUGAACUUUGGGGAUGGAAACCUUGA
Penicillium canariense is the source of this 333-nucleotide messenger RNA. RefSeq names its product Phosphoesterase. Gene Ontology annotation, biological process: phospholipid catabolic process. The transcript has 2 exons. The record is from RefSeq and is a predicted model, not a curated record. Gene Ontology annotation, molecular function: hydrolase activity, acting on ester bonds. Bases 1 to 333 code for a protein of 110 amino acids. NCBI's taxonomy places the organism in Eukaryota, Fungi, Ascomycota, Eurotiomycetes, Eurotiales, Aspergillaceae.